AUGCUUCAAGAGACCGUCUUUAGCACUCAAAGAAGUUUCGUCGGUAAGAACAUGGCGAGCCUCUCCAUCGUUCAACUUAGUGACGGGGCUAAAGUCCAGGUCAAACUCCUCGGCGACAGCGACGAAACUAAACCUCUCAUCAUAGUCUUGCAUGGUGCGCCUGGUUUAUCCGACCAUAGAGAACCGAUUUCAUCGUUCGGCUUUUUAGCCUCUGAUUGUCGAGUUUUGGUGUAUGAUGCGAGAGGCAGCGGCAAAAGCGAACUGAGGCCGCCUUACACUGAUGAACGUUGGGUGGCUGAUGUAGACGACUUGAGAUCCUGGGCGGGUGCAGAUAAAUUUGUUCUAGCCGGAGGCUCCUACGGAGGCUUUGUGGCCUUGCAGUAUGCUCUUUCACAUCCUGAUCGUCUCCUGGCUCUCAUCCUGAGAGACACAUGGGCAUGCGGCCUUCGUGGGGCCUUCAACUUCAUUAAGACUAUCCUCAUCAGCGACCGAAUCACACCAGACCCAGAUAGGCAGGUCCGACUCAACAGCGGCAACAUUCGAGACAACGAAGACUUUGCUGCUGCCUUUGCAGAGAUUGUUGAAAUCUACAAGCCAAAAGACGAUUCCGCGAGUGUUGGCUCGAGAGACACAACCUUUGAGGGAAACGAUGCACACGAGCACCUGCACUACGAGACGCACAAUUUUGCCUUCUCUUACAACCUUCCGCGGCUUGAUGUGCGGUCACAACUGAAGGAUAUCACUGCACCAACACUCGUUGCAACCGGGAGGCAUGACGUUGUGGUACCUGUUGAAUAUGGAGAAGAAAUCAGCAGGGGUAUCCCAAAUAGCGAGCUCGCGAUCUUUGAGAAGUCCGGCCACAGUCCGCCAACCGAUGAGCCGGAAGCCUUCCGUGAGACGGUCUCCAAUUUUCUCUCAAGACGGCUCAAGUAA
Messenger RNA from Colletotrichum paranaense, 933 nucleotides. RefSeq lists its product as uncharacterized. Gene Ontology annotation, biological process: proteolysis. The record is from RefSeq and is a predicted model, not a curated record. NCBI's taxonomy places the organism in Eukaryota, Fungi, Ascomycota, Sordariomycetes, Glomerellales, Glomerellaceae. The transcript has 2 exons. Gene Ontology annotation, molecular function: peptidase activity. Bases 1 to 933 code for a protein of 310 amino acids.